AUGGAAAAAAAAAAAUUGUAUUGGGAGAUCAUAAGAGCAACCAAUGGUUUUGACUCCAUAUUUUGCAUUGGGAAGGGAGGAUCUGGAAGUGUCUACAAGGCAAAGCUACCAUCAGGCAGCAUAGUUGCAGUGAAGGAACUCCAUCAAAAACUUGACGGCGAGGAGACAUCGCAGGAGUUCCAUAAUGAAAUAAGUGCACUAAUUAAUAGACGACAUCGAAACAUUGUGAAACUUUGUGGUUUUUGUUCGAAUUCGCAGCACUCAUUUCUGGUCUAUGAAUACCUAGAAAAGGGUAGUUUGGCUUUAAUCUGGAGCAAAGAAGACGAAGCAAAAGAAUUGGAUUGGAGUAGGAGGGUGAGAAUUGUAAAAGGCGUAGCUCAUGCACUGUCUUACCUGCAUCAGGAUUGCGUGCCGCCAAUUGUACACCGAGACUUAUCAAGCAGCAACAUUUUGCUAGAUUAUGACUACGAGCCUUGUGUUUCAGACUUCGGUACUGCUAAGCUUUUGAAUCCAGACUCAUCGAAUUGGAGCUCACUUGCAGGCACAUAUGGAUAUGUAGCACCAGAAUUAGCCUAUACAAGGAAGGUAACUGAGAAAUGUGAUGUUUAUAGCUUCGGAGUGCUGACAUUGGAAGUGAUCACGGGAAAAAGACUAGGUGAUUUAAUCUCAUCCUUUUCGUCUCCAUCUGCUUAUGAAAACAAAUUGCUGAAGGACGUAUUGGACCAAUGGCUUCCACCUCCUACACUUGAAGUUGAAGAUGAACUGACAACCAUUGCAAGGGUAGCAAUCACAUGCAGGGAUUCGCAACUGCAAUCGAGGCCAACAAUGCACAUGGUUUCUCAGUCGUUAUCAUUCCAAACUACAGCUUCCACUGGAGGACCAGACAUCACACUUGAACAACUCAUUAAGAUUUAA
Molecule: messenger RNA, 915 nt
Organism: Pyrus x bretschneideri (Chinese white pear)
Lineage: Eukaryota; Viridiplantae; Streptophyta; Magnoliopsida; Rosales; Rosaceae
Product: MDIS1-interacting receptor like kinase 2-like
Exons: 2
Coding region: 1-915 (304 amino acids)
Biological process (GO): protein phosphorylation
Molecular function (GO): ATP binding; protein kinase activity
Source: RefSeq, a predicted model, not a curated record